Girardinichthys multiradiatus is the source of this 3410-nucleotide messenger RNA. Its product is annotated as mitochondrial glycine transporter B-like. Gene Ontology annotation, biological process: glycine import into mitochondrion. The record is from RefSeq and is a predicted model, not a curated record. Gene Ontology annotation, molecular function: glycine transmembrane transporter activity. The transcript is spliced from 9 exons. Lineage: Eukaryota; Metazoa; Chordata; Actinopteri; Cyprinodontiformes; Goodeidae. Gene Ontology annotation, cellular component: mitochondrial inner membrane; mitochondrion. The coding region runs from base 668 to 1612 and encodes 314 amino acids.
GCGUUGCUACGACAACAGCGACAUCUAAAGGCCAUUAUCAGAGUGUUAUGAUUAUAUUUUUGCCAUUCUGGUUUAUAUUUUAAAACGGAGUUGUUUACCAACUCUAGCCAUCUGUAGAUGGGGUAGACGGGUUUUAUUUUCAAGACCAUCCACACAGAUCAACCCGUUGUAAAAACUGUGCGUGAGAGGGUGAUGGGGUUUUGUCUUUUUUUUUUUUUUUUUACUCUGAACGGCUAGCUACAAGCUACCAUUUUGAGCAACUUGCGUUAGCUUUAGGAGUUACGCAUUCCUAUGGUUUAACACUACCCCCAUCAACGAAAAACGACGUCUGGUUCCAACUUUCCGCAACAACAAUUUAAUUCGUGUUUUAUUUUAUGAGUGAAUGUGGAUGGGUGCCGGUAAGCCAAAGCGACCUAGUCACCUUUGCCAGAAAGUUCUGUAUUGCCGGGGCAAGUUCAGUGUUUUGAAACGUCAGUCUCCAAGGAAACGCUUGCAGCUGGUCGCCGUAAAUGUCGAGCAUGGCGGUUCAGUAGUUAACAAGGGUGACGAUGAUUUUCAUGGAUCCCACAACAAUAAAUAAAAGUAACAUAGGCUGAACUCAGCCGGCGAAAACCCGCCGGGGUAAAGGGAGAAACUGGACUCAUCAAGCUCGACAUCCAGUUCAAGGAUGGAGUUGGCUGCGCUGCGAGAUGAGAGGCAGGUGAAAGAGGGCAAAAUGCAGGAAAAGCAGGAUUCUCAGAACCGAACCCCAGGCAGUCUGGGAAAGGCUCACCCAGCUCUCAAAGCCUUCAUGUGCGGCUCUCUCAGCGGCACCUGCUCGACGCUGCUCUUCCAGCCCUUGGAUCUGGUCAAGACACGGCUGCAGACGCUGCAGAGCAAUGCCAAGCCAGGCGCACCAAAGGUGGGAAUGUUUCGGGUUUUCAUUCACGUAAUCAGGACGGAGAAUUUCUUCAGCCUGUGGAAGGGAGUUUCACCGUCAUUUGUUCGUUGUAUUCCCGGGGUGGGGAUCUACUUCAGCACCUUCUACUCCCUGAAGCAGCGCUUCUUCCUGAACCGGGCACCAAACGCCGGCGAGGCCGUUCUGCUUGGAGCAGGUGCCAGAACUGUGGCGGGAAUCUGCAUGCUGCCAUUCACUGUCAUCAAGACACGAUUUGAGAGUGGCUUUUACAACUAUGCGAGUGUGCCUGGGGCUCUGAGGAGUAUGUAUGAGACGGAGGGAGUCAGGUCUCUGUUCUCAGGGCUGACUGCUACGCUGCUCCGAGACGCUCCUUUCUCUGGCAUCUAUGUCAUGUUUUACAGCCAGGCCAAGAGAGCGCUGCCUCAGGAGGUGACAUCAGCACCGUACGCCCCACUGGUGAACUUCAGCUGUGGAGUUGUAGCAGGCAUCAUGGCUUCUCUGGUCACCCAGCCUGCAGAUGUGGUGAAGACUCACAUUCAAGUCAGCCCGUCCCACUGGAGCACAGCAGAUGCUAUCCGCUACAUCUACAAGGAGAAGGGCCUGUCUGGAUUUUUCCGUGGGGCAGUGCCGAGGUCUCUUCGACGCACUCUGAUGGCCGCUAUGGCUUGGACUGUGUAUGAGCAGCUCAUGGCUCGAAUGGGCCUCAAGUCCUGAAGAGUAACUGAGAAAAGCCACAGAAAACUUCAGAGAGGUCAAAUGUGAGGCGUUUAAAAACAUUUUCACUGAAGUAUGAAGAAAAGGGAGCUGGUGACGUCAAACGCACCAUGAACCAGCCAGCAGUGCCAAGACACUGAGCCAGAGGAACCAGUUAGUAAAUGUUUUCUAAGAGAGGGAGCAAGUUGUCUGUGUUUUAAGUGUUGUUUAAAUGUUAAAAAAGGUUUGUGAUGAUGCACCUUACCGACUCUCAUGCCUGUCUUGGAGUGCCGUGACUCUCCCUCUGCUGUGAAGUGAAUUUAUCACUCGUAAUGUUUCUGCUCAGACGUACCAGUGGAUGAAUACCAUGAAAAAGACCUGGUUCAUGUGGUGAGUGCUUGGCAAGCUGAUAUGUGCUAUUACUACUAAACAGAGUACUGGAGAGAUGCACUCUGGCUAAUGAGAUAUUUAUAAAACCUGCAAAGGAUUGAGCAAUGUUUCUUACUUGCAGGCUGAGGUUAUUUAACUUGUUUCAGACAAUCACAAGCACUCAUACAGAUGCAUCAAUGAAUGGAAAUUUAAGCCAACCCACUAAUCACAUUAAAGCCUGUCUUCAUAGGGUUAAAAGCAACAUAUUUGUGCUUCAUGCAAUUAUGGUGCAUUUUAGACAAAAUAAAUCGUUUUAUAUCUUAAUUAUUUCAAGGUGUCUUAUUUUGCUCUAGCAAAACAGGAUUUCCCGACAUCAUGCGGGUUGUCAUUUGUUUCCUUAAAUAUGUUCAAGAUAGCCGGUCCGGUUCAUAGCUAAUUCAGCUGUGGGUUUUGGGUUUUCUGAACACAUCCCAGUUACAUUCUUUGCAAUUAUGAAAUUAUUUGAAAUGACAUACAGAUGACCCUGAUGAAAUUUUAUUUAAUUGAGCUGUUAUCCUUAUGAAGUUUGCAGGCUAUUCAUUGGAAAUUAAGGAAAUGAAAUAAAUAGUUUUUUUUUUUUUUUUAAACAAACAAAACAGACUUCAAGAGUUUAAUCUCCAAUAGAUGGUCAACCUUGUUACUGCCCAGCAAUGCAAAAAUAAGAACAUAAAACUAGUGUUAAACUGAAAUUAUUAAGCAAAAUGAAAAUUGCUGUGCAGAUAGAAAAUGAUAUAUACUAGAGAAACCUACUGUCUAGUUUUCCAUUGGAUCAAGGCUUCAACGUUUCUGCUGACCAGCAGGUGGCAGCAGCAAUGAAAAGAAACGAAAAUAAAAUUGCAGCAGUUUUGUUUUUAUGUUAACGCGUUUAAGAGGCACCAUAACACACUGCAUUUCAAAAAAGUAUUAAGCUUCCAAGUGAAACAUUGCUUAAUCAUUUAAUCACUAAGCAGUCAUGUUUAAGUUUGCACAGAGUCCAUAUCAGUGUGGGAGCUGUGGAUCACAUUGCUUUUCACACCGAUUAUGGCUCUGAAAUGACUUAAUGAAGGACAAAUUAUGAUAUUUCUAGAGAAGAUUUAUUUCCAUGUUUAUUUAUUAUUGUGUUUAUAUAUAAAUAUAUUAAAGAGAAGAUAUAUUAGAAGUAUUUCCUACAUUAGAAAUAAAAAAGAAAUCCAGCUGACCGAGCCAAGGUGAAACUGUUUGUUUUGUGGUGAAGUAUGACAGUCUCACUGUUUGUUGUUUAACUUGUGUGUAACUCACUGUGCCAAGUUUUAGUUGGAUCUGUUUAUUGCUAUCCAGUUGUGCUCAUCAUCCAUGUUCACACUCCAUAUAGUGGCUCACUUGUUUUCUUUUAGGUCAAUAAAACUUCUUAGUUAUUUUCAAUUCCUGUAAAUAAAAAUGAAGAGACAGGUGA